AAAGGGGCGGUGGUGUUGUUAGGGUUUAAGGAGAAGAACCCUAUUCAGUUGAGAGCUUCGUGUGUGAUUGGUGAUCGCAAUCAAUCAUGGCCGAGGAAACUCGGGUGGAAAAGGCGGCGGUGGUCCGUAAGACGAGGAGAGAAAGGGGAAUGAAAGGUUUCAAGUCAAAUAAGAAGCAAAAACGCGACAUGGCUGCCCCACGGCGGAGUUUUAAAGUCGACAAGAGAAUGGAGAAGAUGUUCAAAAAGCGUGCACGAGAUUACAAUUCCGAUUCGGAUGAUGAUGGUGAGAAGAGGAACCGUUAUGGAUCUGCGGCCACGGUUGGAGAGAAAAAUAAUGCAGGAGCUGCUUCUGUAAAUGACGAUGAUAGUGAUGUUGAUAUGGCUAAGGAAUUUGAAGGUUCUGGUGAUGAAGAAGACGGAGAAAUCAUGCCUGGAAUCAUUAAGCUGGCAGAGGGUUGUAGAGCUUUCAAGAUGGCUUUCAAGAGUAUUUUAAAGAAGAGUGUAUCUGAUGAUUCACUGGGACCAGUUUUAUCAGCACAUAAGAAGCUGGUGGUGGAGAAGCUAGCUCAGGAGGAAGCUGAAAAAAAGGUUAAAGGAGAGGCCAGGAAGCAGAGACAAAUGGUAGGAGAGAAGGGGCAUGUGAAACCUGCUAAUUACUUGGACGCGCACGACAAGUUUCUUAUUGGUGUUGCUACUAAAGGAGUGGUCAAGUUGUUCAACGCUGUCAACAAGGCACAAAGUGCGCAAAAGGGAUUGGAUCCUUCAAGGUCCAAAGAUGCCAAAGUGAUAAAGAAGCGAAGGAAGGAAGCCUUCUUCUCGGAGUUGGGCAAGAAAUCAUUGCCAGUGGGUGCUAAGGUUGAUACAUUUUCAGGCCCAAAAGACAGUGAAGGGCCCUCUUGGGCUCCAUUACGUGACAAUUACUUGUUAACAAAUCCUAAAUUGAAGGAUUGGGAUAAGAUGCAGGAGACUAAUGAGGCCGAUGCUGUUGGAGGCAUGUCAGAAGAUAGUGGAUCGGAUGAGGACUGAUUGUUAAGUUACGCCGCAUCUGUAGGAUGCUUUCUUUCUUUGUCUAAUUAUAUAAUGUAUUCAAGCUAAAAGAUAUCAUGACUGCGACCGCAUAGAUCCUUUUCAAUGCAUACAAGAACAAUUCAUCCCUACUAAAUGGUCAUCCACCUGUGUCGGCAAGUAUUAUAAGAAGAACUCGAGAGUUAGCAGCCAUUGAAACAGAGAUUA
Tripterygium wilfordii is the source of this 1235-nucleotide messenger RNA. Its product is annotated as RRP15-like protein. The transcript has 8 exons. Bases 87 to 1028 code for a protein of 313 amino acids. NCBI's taxonomy places the organism in Eukaryota, Viridiplantae, Streptophyta, Magnoliopsida, Celastrales, Celastraceae. Gene Ontology annotation, biological process: maturation of LSU-rRNA; maturation of 5.8S rRNA. Gene Ontology annotation, cellular component: preribosome, large subunit precursor. The record is from RefSeq and is a predicted model, not a curated record.